Coniophora puteana RWD-64-598 SS2 is the source of this 564-nucleotide messenger RNA. Its product is annotated as peroxiredoxin Q. NCBI's taxonomy places the organism in Eukaryota, Fungi, Basidiomycota, Agaricomycetes, Boletales, Coniophoraceae. Gene Ontology annotation, molecular function: thioredoxin peroxidase activity. Gene Ontology annotation, biological process: cell redox homeostasis; cellular response to oxidative stress. Bases 1 to 564 code for a protein of 187 amino acids. The transcript is spliced from 5 exons. Gene Ontology annotation, cellular component: cytoplasm. The record is from RefSeq and is a predicted model, not a curated record.
AUGGCACCCCAUCCGCUCGUCGGCAAGGCUGCACCCUCGUUCGCCAUCCCUGACUCGGAUGGGAAUACGUAUGAGUUCAAGCCUGGUCAGGGGAAGCCCAUCGCGCUGUUCUUCUACCCCGAGUCUGGCUCAUAUGGAUGCACGCGCGAGGCAUGUCAGUUUAGGGACGCGUUGGCCGAGAAAGAAAUAUACAAGCGAUCAAACGUCCAGGUCGUCGGCGUCAGCCCGGAUAGCGUCAAGAAGCAAAAGGAGUUCGUCGAGAAGCAGAAGCUCACCUACCCCGUGUUGAGCGACGAAAAGCGCGAGGCGCACAAGGCGUACCAUAUCGGCCGCGGCAUCUUCGGUCUCACGGACGCGCGCACCACGUUCGUCAUCGACGGCCAGGGCAACGUGCGCGACGCCCUCGACGCGACGAUGAACUUCGCAGCGCACGCCAAGUUCGUCACCAAGUGGCUCGACACGCUCGCGGCCGAAGAGGCCAAGGCUGAGCCGGCCACCGAUCAUACGCCCACCACCGAAUCUAGGGAGGAGCUCGGUGCCGCUGCUGAGACUGUUUCUGCUUGA